AUGAAAGGAGACAUAAUUUGCCCGCAAACGCCACCUAAUUUCUUCCCAAGGGUUUAGCAGAAUCUCCCGUUCGCGAAUUCCGUUACAGUAUCAACUCCCGAGAUUAUGGCGGCGGCAAGGGCGGUGGUGCUUCCCAGACCGGUGACUUUCGUGACCGGAAACGCAAAGAAGUUAGAGGAGGUCCGAGCCAUCCUUGGAACCUCCAUUCCUUUCCAGUCCCUCAAACUCGACCUACCAGAGCUACAAGGCGAGCCUGAAGAAAUCUCCAAGGAGAAGGCUAGAAUCGCUGCUAAAGAGGUCAAGGGCCCUGUGCUAGUGGAGGAUACUUGUCUUUGUUUCAAUGCGCUUAAGGGUCUCCCAGGGCCUUACAUCAAGUGGUUUUUGCAGAAAACUGGACAUGAAGGUCUCAACAAUUUGUUAAUGGCAUAUGAGGAUAAAUCGGCAUAUGCUAUGUGUAUCUUCUCUCUUGCUAUUGGACCUAAUGUGGAGCCGAUUACAUUUAUUGGUAAAACUUUGGGAAAGAUUGUUCCAGCGAGGGGACCAAAUGAUUUUGGAUGGGAUCCUAUCUUUGAGCCUGAUGGCUAUGAGCAGACUUAUGCCGAGAUGGCGAAGGAAGAAAAGAACAAGAUUUCUCACCGCUCUAAGGCUCUUGCACUAGUGAAGUCACACUUUGCUGAUGUUGGAUAUACCUUCCAGACAGACGCAUCUACUUAGUCACACAUGCAAAAACUCUUCAAAAACUAUAACCAUUGGAGAUGCUUUUAGUAGUAGUACAACAAUGAUCAACGACACUAGUUGGUUCCACAGCAUCCUCGGAUUAGGUAUUGGCCUAUUGGGUAGAGGCCGGGAAUUUUGUAACGAAGAUUUAUUUUUGGUACCAUGAAUUUUAGUUCUACUCUAUCUAGCUUAAUUAGUAGCAUACAUGUGAACAAAAUAUAGUAAAUUCUUUCGCAUAUUUUACAA
Ipomoea nil (Japanese morning glory) is the source of this 963-nucleotide messenger RNA. RefSeq names its product inosine triphosphate pyrophosphatase. Gene Ontology annotation, molecular function: nucleoside triphosphate diphosphatase activity. The transcript has 8 exons. Gene Ontology annotation, biological process: nucleoside triphosphate catabolic process. The record is from RefSeq and is a predicted model, not a curated record. NCBI's taxonomy places the organism in Eukaryota, Viridiplantae, Streptophyta, Magnoliopsida, Solanales, Convolvulaceae. Bases 106 to 714 code for a protein of 202 amino acids. Gene Ontology annotation, cellular component: cytoplasm.